UGAAGAUUAGGCUGCCUUGGAGAACUGUGUUUUCCUCCUGACCAUUGCGGAUACUUUGGAUUGGCUACACCCUUAUGCUACCAUCAUGUUGAAGCAUAUUUAGACUUUCCAAGCAUUCCUGUUUUGAUUAAAGGCCUCAACUGGAAUCCAUUUGCAUUUGGAACUGGAUCAACACAGAGACUUGAUGUAUUAGAAUGGCUGGCAAACAAGCAAUGCCAUUUAAUGAGCAAGCAAAAUUCUUGUGUUAUAAUGGGGAAAUCCUUGUUUUUCAUUUGUCCAAAGGAGGUUUUGCAGUGCCUACAGAUACAUCUGUAUUAUAUGUCAAAAGGAUGGUAUUUGACAGAGAAACAGAAACAUUUGUUCUGAUAUCCACGGGUUUUUUAAACAUUAAGGAGAAAGCUUCUCAUUUAAAAAUUCUGUGUUGUAAAUGUGUGUCAGAUUUUAGAACUAGAGUUAACCUCCCUUGCAUUUUGAUACAAUAUACAAAAUACAGUAGUAGAGCUUUCAAAUAUUAUAUACUGUUUCUUCACAAUCCAAACAAAUUUGAAAAGCAUUUAAGUUUUAAACUUAACCAUGCAUUGGAUGACAGCUUAAAGAUCUUUGAUGGCCCUAUAGUUUUUUGGCAAUAUCUCGACAAAUUCUUCUAUAUAUCAUCCCAAAUUGGGAAAGUUACUAAUAUAUCAGUUAAACUUUGCUCUAUUGAGUGGGUAGGUGAGAUUGAAAAUUUUGGGGUAGUAUUUUUGGGUCUAACAGAACCACCAGAGGCUAAAUGUACCCAUAAGCUUUCAGAAUCAGAUUAUGAAUUUUCCAAUUCCAACCUUUGUGCAUAUGUUCUUAAAAGUGAAGAAAUAUUAAGCAAUAGCUACCUUAUCCCUCUUGCUUACAGUAGUGUAGUAACUCAUGUGCAUGUCUGUACAGCUGAGAUGGUUGACAACCAGUUAAGAAUGUCUCUGAUUGCCCUUACGAAAAGAAAUCAGCUUGUUUUGUUCCAAAAUGGCAUUCCUGUAAGAGUAUGCCAGCUUCCAUUUCUGGAUCCUUGUUCAGUUCAAAUUCUAGAUUCAGGUAAAGGAAACCGAUUUUUCAUCGUGUCAUUCAACUCCAAGGCGUGUGCUGUUUCAGAAAAGAAAUUUAAGGUUGUUGCUAAGUGGGAACAACUUAGCUUAGUCCUGAUAAAUGACUUUGUUGGAGUUGGAACUGAACAAGUACUGGUCAUUUUUGAGGAUGCUCAGAACACAGAUCGGCUGACUUCAUUUGCAUUAACAGAUUUUGUCAGAAUAAGCUAUUCAACUAAACCACUGGAUUGCAGUGAAGACUCUUUUGCUGAAGAGGAACAUGAGAAUUAUUCUUUGGUGCUCCCAGCACUGGAAGCACAAUUAGAAGCUUCAUUUGUUUCUCUCAACAAAUUACAGAAACAUAUCUCACUUAAGGAUAAAUUUAUUGCAAACUCUUGGAAGGCUCUAUUAAACUCAGUUUAUGGGAAAGUUGAUAGUACAUCAAGUGAUGAGGAGGACUGCCUUGUUCCGUUCUAUGAUGAAGAUGAAAAUAGUGUCCAUACCCCUGAGGAGAAGUCAUCAGAGAAUUUUCAAGAGCCAGAACACAUUGUAGAACAGACAUGGUGUCGUGUACUAGAUGAUGACUUAGUUGUUGGGAUGAAAGUCACAUCUUUGAAACUAUCGCCUAAUAAAAUGACUUUAUCACUGAUAAUGGAUCAAGGCAACAGGUCCAGCUUUCAGCUUAUGAAGUGUCAAAGUCAGGUGACUAGGUUGAGUAUGAGCUCUCACCCAGAAGCAUACUUGAUGCCAGUGGAAACAGGAGCAAAGAGAAAAAGGAUCAAGUUGACCUCUGGGAUCAAGUGUGAACAGUCCUGUAAGACAGAACCUACACACAUAAUUACUGCCGUUACGUCCCUUUCACCACUUUUAGUAUUCAACAAAUUGUGUUGCACUUUACUGUUAAACAUUAGUGACAGAGAUAAUGAUAAAAAUACUGUGGAUGAUUAUAUGGUAUGUGGCAACCUGGAUUUUAAUCUACAAGAACUUUUUAGUAUGAACCACCUACUGGCAUUCCCAAAGAAGCAAUCAAUAGAACAUAUGGAAGAUCUUUUCUCACUUCUUGCAGUAUUGCACAAAUACUGUUUUCUUGUCUCCUCACCUGCCCAUGCCCCAAAUCUAAUGAAGAUGUGGCUCUUGAAACACAUGAAAUGUGAAAUCAUCAACGACUUUAGAGAAAUAUACCUUUAUAAAAAGCUUCGAAGUUGUGGGGCACUCUUCUCUUGGAAGCCAAGAACAAUAUUUGAAGGAAUUUUAACUGUAUACUGCAGGAACCAAGGAGUUUUAUUCCAGUGUCUUGACCAUCUCUUCAAAGUGCUUCCUGAAAAAUGUUUCUUCAAAUACCUGACAUUAGGAACCGAGGAUGCCCUAAUGAAUCAUUUGUCAUCCACUUUGGAGCAGGAACUAGUUACGUUUUCUUCUCUUUCUACUUCUGCCUUUGAAUAUGUUAGAGAUGGAUUGAUGCAUCAGUAUAAGCCAAGCAAAACAAGUAAUAGUGCCACAAGUGCCUCAGAGGGAAAGGCCAAAAUCCAUCUGCACAAACAAGAAGUACAGAGAGAAAGACUGAUACAGGACUUGAAUCUGAAAGUGAAUGGUGCCAGCUAUGCGGAGAUGACUUUGGCAUUAGCUAAGACUCAGUUGAAAUCAGACCUUAUUGCAGAGAAACUGGCCAAUUUGUAA
Molecule: messenger RNA, 2729 nt
Organism: Onychomys torridus (southern grasshopper mouse)
Lineage: Eukaryota; Metazoa; Chordata; Mammalia; Rodentia; Cricetidae
Gene: Fancb
Product: FA complementation group B
Exons: 10
Coding region: 195-2729 (844 amino acids)
Biological process (GO): interstrand cross-link repair; replication-born double-strand break repair via sister chromatid exchange; negative regulation of double-strand break repair via homologous recombination
Cellular component (GO): Fanconi anaemia nuclear complex
Source: RefSeq, a predicted model, not a curated record